Messenger RNA from Neltuma alba, 759 nucleotides. RefSeq names its product protein SIEVE ELEMENT OCCLUSION B-like. Gene Ontology annotation, biological process: phloem development. Lineage: Eukaryota; Viridiplantae; Streptophyta; Magnoliopsida; Fabales; Fabaceae. The record is from RefSeq and is a predicted model, not a curated record. The coding region runs from base 1 to 759 and encodes 252 amino acids. The transcript is spliced from 2 exons.
AUGUGCUUUUUUGUGGCCAAAUUUCAGGUAAGCAAAGACGUUGUGAAGACGAAGAACCUUUUACUGUUCAUCUCCGGUCUGGACAACAUCGAAGACGAGGUUUGGAUUUUAAAAUCUAUCCAUGAUGCAUUCAGAAAAAAUAAAGAGAAACAAAAUUCUGAAAUUCUAUGGGUUCCUGUGGUGGAGGAAACUAAGAUAACUGAUGAUCAGAAAGAGAAGUUCAAACAUCUAAAAUCAAACAUGCCAUGGUACGUCUUCCAGGACCUGUUCGUGAUUAAAGGCAAGAUGGUAUUAGGAGAGAAAUGGCAUUACCAGGGAAAGCCUAUCGUUGUUGUCACGAACCCUGGAGGUGAAGUGAUUCACAAAAAUGCAAUGCACAUGAUGUUUGCUUGGAAGAUGGAAGCCUUCCCAUUUCGAGCUGAGGAUGAAGAAAGACUCUUCCUUCACUGGAACUGGUUUUGGAACGAAGCCACCAAAGUUUCUCCAAAAAUUGGAAAAUGGAUUCAAGGGGACACGUACAUCUUCAUUUAUGGAGGGACUGAUGUUGCUGGGACCCAGAGGAUUGGUACACGGUUAGACUCCAUUAAGAAGGACCCCAUCAUCAAGCAAGCAGACGCCAUAAUCGAGCAUUUCAACCUCUCAAAGCUUGAUCAAACCUCUGCAACCAAUUUCUGGGACAACAUCACCAACUCGAUGUUAACCCGAGUUCAAAAUAAGAACUAUGAACGAGACACUAUUCUUAAACACAUCGAAACUUAA